Molecule: messenger RNA, 2264 nt
Organism: Drosophila simulans
Lineage: Eukaryota; Metazoa; Arthropoda; Insecta; Diptera; Drosophilidae
Product: trans-1,2-dihydrobenzene-1,2-diol dehydrogenase
Exons: 3
Coding region: 89-1096 (335 amino acids)
Molecular function (GO): nucleotide binding
Source: RefSeq, a predicted model, not a curated record
GCCCGGACACGGGCCCGCGCGAGACUCGACUCAAAAGCAGAACGGAUACCCACAUAGCAUACAGCACAUCUGGAGUCGUAGAGUCGCAAUGCAGAGCCAGGCGAAUCUGAACUGGGGCAUCGCGGCAGCGGGCAGGAUAACGCAGGACUUUGUAACCGCCCUGGGAACCGUGGAGAAGUCCCGUCACGUAGUGGUGGCCGUGGCCGAUGUGGAUGGCCAGCGGGCGCAGCAGUUCGCCCAGAGGAAUCAAAUACCCAGGCACUACGAUGGCUUCGAUGCACUGGCUCUGGAUCGAGAGGUGGAUGUGGUGUAUGUGGGCACCCUCAAUCCAUUCCACUACGCUGUCGUCCAUCUCAUGUUGGCGAGGGGUAAAAACGUGCUCUGUGAGACUCCCAUGUCCUUGAGCGUGGAGCAGGCCAAGGAGCUGUACACCUUGGCCGAGCAGCGUGGAGUGUUCCUCAUGGAGGGCAUGUGGUCACGCUUCUUUCCCAGCUACGAUCGUCUAAGGGAACUCCUGAACAACGACGUCAUUGGGGAGGUGACCCAGGUGAAGGUACAGCACGGCUUUCGCCUGGCCCACAUGGAACGGGUGUGCAACCGAUCUCUGGGCGGGUCGAUCCUCAUGGACAUCGGCAUCUACGCCCUGCAGCUGGGUCAGUUCGUUUUCGGUGUAUCUCCCGUCAAGAUCCUGCCCAGCGGAACGCAGCUCAACAAGGAACGCGUGGAUGUUCAGAUCGAGUUCAUGCUGGACUAUGGCGAUGGUCGCCGACUGGUGGCUCUGGUAACCGGACUGGAGAAUCUGGAAAACGAUGCCGUCAUCACGGGCACCAAAGGCGAGAUUAAGCUGUCCAACUACUGGUGCUGCACCCAGCUGAGCCGCUCGAAUGCUCCUCCCGAAUCCUGGCCUCUGCCACGGGCCAAGUUUGAUUUCCACUACACGAACACCUGCGGACUGAGGUACGAGGCGGAGGAAGUGCGUCGCUGCAUAGAGAAACGCCUGCUCGAGAGUCCCAAAUUCACGCACGCCGAAAGUCUGGAGCUAGCAGCCAUUGCGGAUGAGAUCCGACGGCAAAUCGGUGUGGUAUAUGAUGUGUGAGCUGUGAAGAACUCUUAGUAAUUAAUAAAUACUUGAAUUUCAUCAUCAAUACAUCACAAAUCAGACAUCUUGUUACAAUAACCACGAUGAAUCUACAAACUAUCUUUAAAAUACAUCGAUAUUUCAUAUGGCGCAAUGCUGAUAUUUUGUAUUCAAUAUUUAUUUAAAUAAUUGCAAUUAUUUUUUCGUUUUUAUUUUCCUUUUGUCGUUAUCAAGUUGCAUAUACGUAUUUCUACAUCGUACUGCAUGUUGUAGGUUGUUUUUUUCUGUGUUUUUCGCCAAGUGUUGUUGGUUCAUUGGGCCUAAUACACUAAGGGCCAGAAAUAAGUAACUUAAGAGCUAAAUGAAUACUUAAACGCAGCUAAAUCGAGGAUAAAUCUACAAAAGUAUGUAAUCAGAUUGGCUUCACAACUAAAUGCAAAAUGCAAAACACAAAAUCGGUUAACAAGCGAUUUCAGUUAAGCUGGGCUAAAUCAGAUUUGACACAGAAUGGUAAGGAAAGGGAGUUGGGGCUCUCAGCUCAUUAAAUUCAUUGGAGCAACGCAAGUAGUAACGACUUUAGAAAGUGUCCUUCCUCAAUUUGUUCGUUUUAGAUUACAAAAUUAAAGUUGAGUAGGAAGGGACUUGAUUUUGCGAAGUGAACUUAACUUAAGCAACAAAGUAACUAAACUACAGUAUGCACUUAGAGACUAAUUCGAAUUUAACAAUAAAAUGAUUUAUACAAGGCGGCUUGAGUCCGAUUAGAUGACUCUCGCCGCUACUGAAGAGGCCUCCUGAAGUCGAUGAGUGACGCCUACGAUGUUUAUUUUGAUUACUGCCCCUGCUUAUCCAUUUGCAGCCCAAUCCAUUUCCAGCCAAGCCCGCCGCCGCCUUAAACGUAAUGAAGUCUUUUGCUGUGUAAAAUUGCUAUAAAAACUAUUCUCAGCUCUCAGCUGCCUCCUCGGGUUUCGAUCGAAGGGUGGGUCUCUUGGUGCUUUGCACAAUUCUCAGGGAAAUUGUUAUGGCAACAAAGGGUACAAUUUCAGUGGCUCCAGAGGCUCCAGAGUUUCACUUCGGCAAAAAAAUGUUGGUGUCGUUUUACAUAUUCUUUAACAUAAGCACUAUAAAUGUAGAAAACUAAAUAUUUGUGGUAUAGAUAAACAAAAUAAAAUAAACAAAAAAAAAAAAA